Messenger RNA from Procambarus clarkii (red swamp crayfish), 1626 nucleotides. The record is from RefSeq and is a predicted model, not a curated record. NCBI's taxonomy places the organism in Eukaryota, Metazoa, Arthropoda, Malacostraca, Decapoda, Cambaridae.
AUGAACUUCUUCAGCGAGGAUGAUUUCCCACCGCUUCCUGUGGAGGAGGCUUCGGUGGGUGUGGAUGUGAAUGUCUCUUUGGCUGAUGCUGUGACCACUGUGUCGACUGGUGCACCUCCUGUUGUUGUCACCUCUCCUCCUGAGGUUGUGUCGCCAUCAGGUGCUCGUCCUGCUCCAGUUGGUGUCCCCAGAGUUCCUGUGGAUCUUUUGACUGCCUUCUGCACGGCUCCCCCAUAUUUGUGUUCUUCACCUGCUGCAUCUGUCUAUGCGCCCUCGCCGUGUGUCCCGGUUAUUCUGGGUGCUGGGUUGGAUAUGGUGCCUCCUCCUGUGCCCGGCCUGGUACCCCAUGUGGUUGAGGAUGCUGCCGUUCUACGGCGAGCGUCGGUUCGCCCAGCUUGUGUUGCCCAUGUCUCAGACAUCUGGAAUCAUAAUGAUUGCGUAUAUCUUAAAUAUUACACCGGCACCCUUGCCACCACAUCCGGCACCCUUGCCACCACAUCCGGCACCCUUGCCACCACAUCCGGCACCCUUGCCACCACAUCCGGCACCCUUGACACCACAUCCGGCACCCUUGCCACCACAUCCGGCACCCUUGCCACCACAUCCGGCACCCUUGCCACCACAUCCGGCACCCUUGACACCACAUCCGGCACCCUUGCCACCACAUCCGGCACCCUUGCCACCACAUCCGGCACCCUUGCCACCACAUCCGGCACCCUUGCCACCACAUCCGGCACCCUUGCCACCACAUCCGGCACCCUUGCCACCACAUCCGGCACCCUUGCCACCACAUCCGGCACCCUUGCCACCACAUCCGGCACCCUUGCCACCACAUCCGACACCCUUGCCACCACAUCCGGCACCCUCGCCACCACAUCCGGCACCCUCGCUUUACCAUCCGUCAGUGACUUCCACAACAGUCACGUGCCGCCAGUCAGUGACUUCCACAACAGUCACGUGCUGCCAGUCAGUGACUUCCACAACAGUCACGUGCCGCCAGUCAGUGACUUCCACAACAGUCACGUGCCCCCAGUCAGUGACUUCCGCAACAGUCACGUGCCGCCAGUCAGUGACUUCCACAACAGUCACGUGCCGCCAGUCAGUGACUUCCACAACAGUCACGUGCCGCCAGUCAGUGACUUCCACAACAGUCACGUGCCGCCAGUCAGUGACUUCCACAACAGUCACGUGCUGCCAGUCAGUGACUUCCACAACAGUCACGUGCAGUCAGUGCCAGUCAGUGACUUCCACAACAGUCAGUCAGUGACUUCCACAACAGUCACGUGCUGCCAGUCAGUGACUUCCACAACAGUCACGUGCUGCCAGUCAGUGACUUCCACAACAGUCUUCCACAACAGUCACGUGCUGCCAGUCAGUGACUUCCACAACAGUCACGUGCUGCCAGUCAGUGACUUCCACAACAGUCACCAGCUGCCAGUCAGUGACUUCCACAACAGUCACGUGCUGCCAGUCAGUGACUUCCACAACAGUCACGUGCUGCCAGUCAGUGACUUCCACAACAGUCACGUGCUGCCAGUCAGUGACUUCCACAACAGUCACGUGCUGCCAGUCAGUGACUUCCACAACAGUCACUUUUUUCUUCUCGACCUCGCAAGUUGUAUUUAA